Messenger RNA from Suncus etruscus (white-toothed pygmy shrew), 3881 nucleotides. RefSeq names its product WASH complex subunit 2A (gene WASHC2A). Gene Ontology annotation, biological process: protein localization to endosome; retrograde transport, endosome to Golgi. Gene Ontology annotation, cellular component: early endosome; WASH complex. The record is from RefSeq and is a predicted model, not a curated record. The transcript has 28 exons. Gene Ontology annotation, molecular function: retromer complex binding; phosphatidylinositol phosphate binding. The coding region runs from base 1 to 3777 and encodes 1258 amino acids. Lineage: Eukaryota; Metazoa; Chordata; Mammalia; Eulipotyphla; Soricidae.
AUGAGCGCGGAACCGGAACGGGCGUCCGCGUCCCAGCCCGUGUGGGAGCGGCCCUGGUCGGUGGAGGAGAUCCGCAAGAGCAGUCAGAGCUGGUCGCUGGCGGCCGACGCGGGCCUAUUACAGUUUCUACAGGAAUUUUCACAGCAGACUAUAUCCAGGACUCAUGAAAUCAAGAAACAAGUGGAUGGACUAAUUCGGGAAACUAAAGCCACAGAUUGUCGCCUGCAUAAUGUCUUCAAUGACUUCCUUAUGCUGUCUAAUACCCAAUUCAUUGAGAAUCGUGUCUAUGAUGAAGAAGUGGAAGAACCAGUACUCAAGGUUGAGACUGAAAAAGCAGAACAGGAAAAGACCCGGGAGCAGAAAGAAGUAGAUCUAAUUCCAAAAGUCCAAGAGGCUGUGAACUUUGGCUUACAAGUAUUGGAUAGUGCAUUUGAACAACUUGAUAUUAAAGCAGGAAACUCAGAUUCUGAAGAAGAUGAUGUUAAUGAGCGGGUGGAAUUGAUCCUUGAGCCAAAGGAUCUUUACAUUGAUCGUCCUUUACCUUAUUUGAUUGGGUCCAAGCUAUUCAUGGAACAGGAAGAUGUAGGUCUUGGAGAGCUGUCUAGUGAAGGCUCUGUGGGCAGUGACCAUGGUAGUAUUGUAAACAGUGAAGAAGAAAAUGAUGAGGAGGAGUCAGAUGAAGAUUUUGUCGAUCAUAGUGACGAUGAUCAAAACCAGCACAUUGUACAAAUGAGUGAUGAUGAAGAGGAUGAUGAUGGCUGUGAUAUUUUUGCUGAUUCUGAGAAGGAAGAAGAUAUUGAAGACCUUGAGGAAAAUGCCAGACUUAAAAUAAAUAAAUCUACAUCAUUUGCUGAUGAACUGGCAGCUCGUAUAAGAGGAGAUACUCUGAACCAUGAAGAGAAAAAAGCUACAAUUUUGUCCUCAGGAGAAGCAAAACCUCAAAAGAUAUCAAAAGAGAAAGAGAGGAGAACUCCCUCAGAUGAUGAAGAUGAUAACUUGUUUGCACCUCCCAAGCUGACUGAUGAAGAUUUCUCACCAUUUGGUUCUAAAGGUGGCCUGUUCAGUGGAGGGAAGGGCCUUUUUGAUGAUGACGAUGAAGAGAGCGACCUCUUCAAGGAAGCCCCAUUGGAGUCAGAAGUUCGAGCAUCUGUUAAUGAAGCAUCUUCAUCCUCCAAACCUGGAAAGAAAAUCCCAGCAGGAGCUGUUUCUGUAUUUUUAGGUGAUGCUGAUAUCUUCAGUGACCUUUCUGCUCCAGCAACAAAGGAACCCCAGAAGCCCAAGAUACCCACACCUAGGAAGGGCUUAUACCCCCCAGCACCUGCUGGCCUCUUUGAUGAUGAAGAUGACAAUGAUGAUGACGACAACGAUGACUUCUUUGCAACUUCCUCCAGCAAGCCUCCUAAGACAAACAAAGUCAAAUCCACAGCCAACAUAUUUGAUGAUGAAGAAGGUGAUCUAUUCAGUGAAAAAGCAACAACUUUGCCAGAUGCUACUGUGAGUCAGAUGGAAGAAAAUAAAGCAGGCACAGAACAAAAGGAUUUGUUCUUUUCUCAACCUGUGAGUAAGUUAAAAGAUGUUCCUGUUUUGCCCAGCAAACAGCCUGUGUUAGACUCCCUUUUCGAUGAUGAAGAUGAAGAGGAUAAUCUUUUUGGGACUACAGCUGCUAAGAAGCAGGCAUCAUUUCUACCACCUCAGAGCAAAGAGAAAACAAAGCCCUCUGAGGUCCUCCAAAAGAAAACAUCUGCUUUAUUGUUCAGUAGUGAUGAGGAGGACCAGUGGACUAUUACUGAUUCACAGACCAACUCAGCCUCUGCCAACAGGUCUAAAGGAGAACUUAAAGACCCUGCCAUCACCAAAGCCCAGGAGGCAAAGGAGGUGAAAAAAGCUAACUCCUUUGAGAGUAAUGAUGAAGAUGAUCUGUUUGCUAUUGCUAAAGAUAGCCAAAAGAAGUCCCAGAGAGCAUCUCUCCUCUUUGAAGAUGACGCUGAUAGUGGAAGCUCUCUGUUUGACUCUCUUCCCACACCGGUUCCUCCUGCAAAGACGGAAAAACUUUUUAACAGUUCUAGUCAGGAACCAGUCAAUUCUGAUUUAUUUUCUUCAUCAUCUCCUUUGGACAGAGGAACCAAAACUAGAACAAAAACUGUUCUUAGCUUAUUUGAUGAGGAAGAGGAUAAAACAGAUAAUCUACACCACAUCCAACCUUUAAAGAAAGAAGCAGGAAAGAGUCCUGAUCCUGAUACCCGUCCUAAGAGCACAGGUGUCUUUCAAGAUGAAGAGCUGCUUUUUAGUCACAAACUCCAGAAGGACAAUGACCCAGAUGUUGACCUUUUCGCUGGCACCAAGAAAACCAAGUUAUUAGCACCAAAUGUUGGGAGCCUGUUUGGGGAUGAUAAUGAUGAUGAUGAUGAUGACGACGAUCUUUUCAGCUCUACUAAGUCCCAGUCUUCGAUACAGGAGAAGAAGAAGAUAGUGAAAAAAGAUAACCAUGUUCCAUCUUUAAAGAAUCAAGAACAUCUUGAACGAAAUCAGGGUAUCAAAGAAAAAAGCGUAUGGAAACUGGAAACACCUCAGGACUCACCAGAUCCCACUUCAUUUAAAACUAAAGAGCCGACCUCCCGGAUCUUGAAAAUACAAGCAAAUUUAGCAAUUGACCCUGAAGCCUUGCUGCCUGGCGCAACCCCUCAGAUGUCUGGAGUGAAGCCUGUUUUGCCAGAAUUGGGUUUCCCUUCAUCUGAACCUGGAAGAAUUCACAGUCUGGAACGUAUGUCCACUGUUCCUGAUAAUAGGGAGGACGGUGUGAGUUUUGAUCUUCCAGCUCAGGCAGAUACCUUGCACAAUGCAAACAAGAAUCGUGUCAAGGUGAGAGGGAAGCGCAGACCACAGACCCGUGCAGCUCGGCGGUUGGCUGCCCAGGAAUCCAGUGAAGCUGAGUACAUGAGUGUCUCUAGGGCACAGUUAUCUGAUGAUUCCCUUUUACCAAAUGCCUGUCAGCCGCAACUUAGGACAGCUGAUGGAGAGAAUAGUUCUGAGGAUGCCUUGGCAACUGCCACUCCAGCUUGGACUGGUGAUCAGGUGUUUGGAGUGGACAGAAAACCCUUUGUGAAAUCACAGGGACAGCCUCUUAAAGAUGACUUAUUUGAUUCUGGUGAUAUCUUUUCCACGAACACUGACUCUCAGUCCACUGGGAGAACAAAAGUGAAUAUGAAGGCUGCAGAUAAUCCAGUCAAUCCUCCUGGGAGACUUAAAGAAAAGAGCCCCAUGUUUUCUGCUCUAAGUGAGACAAGCAGCGAUGAAGAUCUCUUUCAGUCUGUUAAACCAAAGCCAGCAAAGAAAACUAUUUCCUUCCCUUUCCUGGCAGAUGAGGACGAUCUCUUUAUAGAGCAGAAAAGCACGAAGACUGUAUCAAAAUCCUGUAGUCAGCAAGAUGUUAUCUCCAAAACUCAAGAUAUUUUUGAGGAUGAUAUAUUUGCCACAGAAGCAGUUAAACCCUCACAAAGAACAAAAGAGAAGGAAAGGAAAUUUGAAUCCAACAUAUUUGAUGAUAACAUUGAUAUCUUUGCCGACUUAACUGUAAAACCAAAAGAAAAGUCCAAAAAGAAGGUGGAGCCCAAGUCUAUAUUUGAUGAUGAUAUGGAUGAUAUCUUCUUCUCUCCUGGGGUCCAGUCUAAGACAACCAAAGCAAAAGGUCAAUCUUCACAGGCAGCACCCGAAGCGCAAACGGAACAAAAAGUGUCCAAUAUAUUUGAUGAUCCCUUGAAUGCCUUUGGAGGCCAGUAGAGCAUGAGCUAUCUCACCUUAACUUUUGGCUGCAUCCUUGAAUUAAUGUUAUUAUGCUUAUUGUCUUAAUGAAAUGAUAAUAAACAAGUAAUCUUCUAACCUUC